GACAGUCGGCUGCUUCUGUCUGGGUUUACACUGCAGCUACAUCUCGUGGUUUCCGGUAAAGAUCGACUCUCUGGUCCUCGUGUCGUUCAGUUUAAAGUCUGUAACCGUGAAAUGAUGAACAGCGACUCCGUGAAACUGUCAAAAAACCUGCUGCGCAUGAAGUUCAUGCAGCGAGGUCUGGACGCUGAGACAAAGAAGCAGCUGGAAGAAGAUGAGAAGAGAAUCAUCAGCGAUGAACAUUGGUACCUGGACCUGCCAGAGUUAAAGACUAAAGAAAACCUGAUCAUCGAGGAGAAGAGCUUUGUUCCCUGCGAGGAGCUGAAGUACGGUCGCAUCUCCUUCAAAGGUUUUAAUCCAGAAGUUGAGAAACUGAUGCUCCUGAUGAAUCCAAAAGAUGAGACAGAGAAAGAAGAAGAAGAAGAUCUGAGGCGGAUGCAAACAGACGUGACAGAUGAAGAGAUGGCUCUGAGGUACGAGAAUUUAGUCGGCAGCAUGAAGAAGAAGUUUGCUAAGAAGCGAGAGCGAGCGGCAACAGAGAAAGAAGACGUGAACCAGAACGUUGUUGAAACGAACACGAAGAGAGCGUUUCUAAAGCCUCAGGACUGAAGUGUGUGUGUGUGUGUGUGUGUGCGCGUGUGCGUGUUUUGGACUUUAACCCAUUUUUAUAUAAAAUUAUUUUCUUUUUUUCAUCUGUCUGUAUAAACGUGCAGCGUUUGAGAUGCAGGUACAAAAUGUUAGAGCUGGUUGGAUGUUAUACAUCCUGUUUUUAUAAAAGAGAGCGAGAGGAAUCUUUGAGGCUAUCGUGGUUAUAAAAUGUGUGUGUGCAGAACGCUGACACGUCAUUAAAGACAAAGAUCAGUGA
Molecule: messenger RNA, 862 nt
Organism: Labrus mixtus (cuckoo wrasse)
Lineage: Eukaryota; Metazoa; Chordata; Actinopteri; Labriformes; Labridae
Gene: mphosph6
Product: M-phase phosphoprotein 6
Exons: 5
Coding region: 112-606 (164 amino acids)
Biological process (GO): maturation of 5.8S rRNA
Source: RefSeq, a predicted model, not a curated record